AUGAUAAGUGGUGUAGGAGUGGCUAGGGGGUGUAGAGGGUGUGUGGGGGCAGGUGUUGAGUAUAAUAGUGAGUAUAUGUGGGGCGGGUGUGGAUGGGUUGGGACACUGAGCGCCCAUAGGCUAGCAUUACAAAGGGGUGCCAACACUGGCCUUCAAUAUAAUGUAAACGAAGGCAUGUCUGACACCCAAACCCCCAUACGAUUGCUGUCCACUAUAUGGGCGCCUCUUCUCAUGCCUUACAUACGGGUUGUUGUCGUGAAAAGCAAUGAUAAGAAAGCUUUCAGUCACAGUGUUGUGAAAAGAGUCAGAAAUUUUUUUGAAAAGAAGUGUCUCUUUUGCGGACCCAUUGAAAGGAUGGGUAGAGACGACGCGAUCACCGCUAAGUUUAACGCCACUAACGCUAAACGCAUUGCCAUACUAUUGGUGUUGACACUUAUUGCAUACCACGGAGUUCUUCACGUCACAUAU
Medioppia subpectinata is the source of this 468-nucleotide messenger RNA. The record is from the annotation of a GenBank genome assembly. Lineage: Eukaryota; Metazoa; Arthropoda; Arachnida; Sarcoptiformes; Oppiidae.